GUUUUCUUUUUCUCCCCUCCCAUCUAUUUCCUCCUCGCUUGCCACUAGUUUACCUUCACUUGUUCAGCCUUCACUCUGAGAGGAGGAGGAGGAUGGUAUAUGAUUGGCCAGGCGGGGACUGGUAGUCCGGAGGCUGGCAUUGUGCUCCGCGUUGAUCCCCCGUGUUCUUGUUUACACCUUGCGGCCGGGGACGAGAAGAGACACCCAAGGGCCCCCACAGACCAGAACAGACUCGGGUCUCGUCCGGUCUGCACUGAACGCGGCUAUCCGGCAGCAUCUUCCCCGUGGUACUUCUUUUUUGUAUGGUGGCAAGUUUCUCCUUUGCCGGGAAUCGGACUCUCUCUCGCGUCUCAUUUCAUCCGUCCGUUCAGAGCAGCAAUGCGUCAAACUUUUUGGUGACUUUUGUGGCACCUCUGCGCUGAUGGCUCCCAGUCAAGCAGGGUACAAGUGCAGCUGGAAAUGAUAUCCACCAGGAGUAGCAGCGGCAGAUUGUUUCCCUAUAUACACAGGGUGUGAUAUCCACGGACCUCUUCAAACUUUGAUUACGGGCGGAAAUUACACCCUUUCAAUCUCUCAGACAUUUCCAAGCUGCUGGGUGAUGGAUGUGUUUUGAGCGUUGCAGUCUGUUUGCGUCAACAGUCAAGAGUGAACUAUUUACCAAAACAACGGCAGCCAACAUCAAUUACUGGACUCGUUGGUAUUUCACUCAGUCCUGAUAAAUCCGUCAGCGGGAAAGACUUUCUUGGACGAGAGCCACUUUGGUGUGUCAGAAGCUCCGCAGGUUACGCUGUGUGGGGGAAAACACGGGACGUUUCGCAACGGCGUAGCCGGAAAAGAUGCUCUCUGCUCGGAUGCAGCGUGACCAAGGUCUCGGUCCUCUGGUUCUUCUUCUCCUAGUCGGGGGAUAUGUCGUGUCUGGCACUGAGAGCACCGACUACAGCGAUGCUGAGGUUCUCCCUGACUCCUUCCCGUCAGCACCGGCGGAACCUCUCCCAGAAUUCCUACUGGAACCGGAGGACGCUUUCAUCGUGAAGAACCGACCGGUCCAGCUGCGGUGCCGGGCGUCACCAGCCACCCAGAUCUACUUCAAAUGUAACGGGGAAUGGGUCAAUCAAAACGAUCACGUCACCAGAGAAAGCCUGGACCAGGUCACAGGUCUGGUGGUGCGGGAGGUGGACAUCUCUGUGUCGAGGACCCAGGUGGAGGAGCUGUUCGGGUUGGAGGACUACUGGUGCCAGUGUGUGGCCUGGAGCUCGGCUGGCACUACCAAGAGCAACCGAGCCUACGUUCGCAUUGCAUACCUGAGGAAGAACUUUGAGCAGGAGCCGCUGGGGCGGGAGGUGCGACUCGAGCAGGAGGUGCUGCUGCAGUGUCGCCCUCCGGAAGGCAUGCCCGCUGCUGAGGUGGACUGGCUGAAGAACGAAGACGUCAUCGAUCCAUCGCAGGAUUCCAACUUCCUGAUCACCAUCGAUCAUGAUCUGAUCAUUAAACAGGCCAGACUCUCAGACACCGCCAACUACACCUGUGUGGCUCGUAACGUGGUGGCCAAAAGACGCAGCAGCACCGCUACUCUUAUUGUUUAUGUGAGCGGAGGUUGGUCUUCUUGGACCGAAUGGUCAGAGUGCAACGCUCGGUGCGGGCGGGGCUGGCAGCGACGAACACGCAGCUGUACCAAUCCUGCGCCUCUGAAUGGAGGAGCCUUCUGUGAGGGCCCACCCUUCCAGAGAGUAACCUGCACCACACUGUGCCCAGUGGAUGGAGGCUGGACAGAGUGGGCAAAGUGGUCCGCCUGUGGGACAGAGUGCACCCACUGGCGCAGUCGCGAGUGCCAAGCCCCCCCACCUAGAAAUGGAGGAAAGCACUGCAGCGGCAGCAUGAUGGAGAGCAAAAACUGCACUGAGGGGCUGUGUGCGCGCAAUAAAAAGAUUUCUAUUGAACAUGCAAGCCAUCCGCUGGCCCCAGGUAUGGGAGUCGCAGUCUAUGCUGGUCUGGUGGGGGCCCUGCUGCUGUGUGUGAUAUUGGUGUUGUGCGUGGGAGUGCUCGCAUAUCGCCGCAGAUGCCGCCAUCUCCAUGGAGACAUCACCGAUUCUUCAUCUGCUCUCACUGCCGCCUUCCACCCUGGCAACUACAAACCUCCCAGACAGGAUAACCCUCACCCUCUGCAUCCCUCUGCUCCUCCGGAUCUAACAGCCACAGCAGGGGCUUUCCGCGGGCCACUCUUCUCCCUGCAGCAGGGGGUCAACGACAGCCCCCACAAAAUCCCCAUGACCACCUCACCCCUGCUGGACCCUUUGCCAAGUCUCAAAAUCAAGGUGUAUAACGCCUCCACUCUUUCCUCCCUGGAGCUCCCCACAGAAAUGGGCUUAGGUGAUGGGGAGAUCCUCAGCCUGAAGUCGGUGGGUACUAUGGGAAGAGAACGAGAUUACCACAGCCACACCCUGUCCAGAGAGCCUGGGCUGAGCACCAGCGCCACCCUGGGUAAUCUUGGAGGACGCCUUACCAUCCCCAACACAGGUGUGAGUCUGCUGGUCCCCCCUGGCACAAUCCCCCAGGGGAAGUUCUAUGAGAUGUACCUCAUUAUCAACAAGUGGGACAAAACGACGCUACCCUCUGAGGGCAGUCAGACUGUACUAAGUCCCGUGGUGAGCUGCGGCCCAUCUGGUAUGCUGCUGAAUCGUCCCGUGGUUCUUACUUUGCCCCACUGUGCCCAACUAGACACACCUACACCUGAUUGGACCCUCACACUCAAGACACAGACACACCAGGGGGCAUGGGAGGAGGUGCUAACAGUAGGAGAGGAGACUUUGUCGUCUCCGUGCUACCUGCAGCUGGAGGAGGAGUGUUGUCAUGUUCUCAUGGAGCAGUUGGGAACGUACGGCCUGGUGGGCCAGUCCUGCCCUCCACAGCCUGCCUGCAAACGCUUGCAGUUGGCACUAUUCGCCCCUCGAGCUCCCUGCCUCUCCCUGGACUACAGCCUCCGUAUCUACUGCAUCCAUGACACCCCACAUGCACUCAAGGAGGUGCUGGAUUUGGAGAGGAGUCUGGGUGGAGUUUUGCUUGAGGAUCCCAAGCCACUGCUUUUCAAAGACAGCUACCACAACCUGCGCCUGUCCAUCCACGACAUUCCUCACACUCACUGGAGAAGCAAACUACUGGCAAAGUAUCAGGAGAUCCCAUUCUAUCACAUCUGGAGUGGGAGUCAGAGACCCCUGCACUGCACCUUUAGCCUGGAGAGAGGGAGCCUGGCUGUGUCGCAGCUCACCUGUAAGAUCUGCGUCCGACAGGUGGAAGGGGAGGGACAGAUAUUCCAGCUGCACACGGAUAUUCAGGAGACUCUACCCCCGCACUCGCCCCUCCCCUCAGGAGGCACCUGCCUGCCUUCCUCUCAAGUGGGACCCUAUGCCUUUCGCUUGCCUGACUCCAUCCGCCAGAAGAUCUGUGCCAGUUUGGAUGCACCUAGCGCCCGAGGAUGUGACUGGAGACUACUGGCACGCAGCCUGGGCUUUGACAGGUACUUGAAUUACUUUGCAACAAAGCCGAGCCCCACAGGUGUUCUACUGGACUUAUGGGAGGCUUGUCAUCAAGCUGACGCAGACCUGGUCUCUUUGGCGACCGCGCUGGAAGAAAUGGGCAAAAGUGAGGUGCUAGUUGUCAUGACAACAGAUGGGGAUUGUUGAUUGGUCAAGGAACAAGAGAGCAAGCCAGACUUUUUUUUUUUUUUUUUUCUCACCACCGUGAUGACAAUAAGAAUACCUGCCUAUGAAUAUGCACACCCCCGGCACAAAUCAUAAGCCCACAGAGCAUUUUGGUUCCUUCACAUGCACUGUAUUACCUCUGCCUCAUCUUCCUUUCCACUGACCCCUGAUCAGCCACUGUAGCUACAUACCCGCCCAUUCCCAUGCGUGCUAUCCCAUGAUAACUGCUAAUCUGAUUCAGCUUGAAUCCUCCAAAGCAAUGUUGCAUCUGCACGACGUGAAACCAAUUUGAGGGUACAAAGGCGUAAAAUGGGUGUAAAGUCGUCUGUCAUGUGUGGUGUUGGCUGUCUUCUUUAGAGAUUGCAAAUUACACUAUUCUUGUAUAUAAAUAAGAAAAACUUUGGGACAAACUAAAAAAAAAAAAGAUGUAUUCAACACACUAAAGCACGCACAAUAACACAAACAAGUCAAAUGCUAGCACGGGAUUACUCAUGUUUCAGUAGCAGCAUGAAAGUGCAUGAUUUAACACCAUCUCACCUCAUGGCAGGGGCUUUUGUUUUCUCCAUUGUCAUUCUGUGUGUGCAGUGAAUGACAGGCAGCACCAAACUGUCUGAAACCUCCUCAGGCUACAGACAAACUUCGACUCACACACACACACACAAGCACACAUGGACAAACUGGUCAUUAACUGGCUCUGAAUCAGCUAGGCUAAGAUUUCCUGUCUAACUGCUUCGACUGUCGACAAAUCACAUGAGGUCCGAACCCUCAAGGUCUGAGGGUUUGAGCAUGUCGCUUUGGGCUGAAGAAAAAAAAUAAAAAAGCUGCCUCUUCUUUGUGCUAGGAGGGUGAAUUGUGAAGUUAAUUUAAGAAUUGGCAGAUAGCUAUACCGACUGACUCUUUAUAUUGUACCAACAAAUGCCUCAAAGCCUUGGCAUAUCAUUCCGACUCACAGGGGUGUUUCUCUGUCAUCUCUCCUUGCAUUCCUCUAUCGCUCUGCCACACUCCUCCGAUCUGUUGAGAAUAAACUGCAGGGGAGCUUUCUGGUCAUCCCUUAAAAGUUUCCUUUGGGGAACGCUCUUUAAGUUAUUAUCCAUAUUUGUGGAUUUUUUUUUCAUUGCCAUUGCUGUUACGAUCAUUUAGAAGCUGUUCCAUCAUCUGUGCUUGUUUGGGCUGCUGAGCUGUUUUAUUUUUGAUUCUAGUAGAGCAGGCCAAAUGGGAGACUUAGAUGCACAGUGGAUGUCUCAGUUGUGAAUAAUGAAAUCAUGUUUACUUGUUAUUUUAAAUAUGGUGCAUCUAUUCAAAAUGUAAUCUGUAAACCAUGAUUAGAGGUGGUCAGAUAUCCAGGUGAAUAUACUGUAUGCUGUAUUGUAGGCGUUUUGCUUUACUGUAACUGAGGGCAGUUCCCAUUGUUCAGAGAUGGAUGUUAAAGAAUAGAUUAGCCUUGAAUCAGCUAGGCAGCAAGGGACCAUAAAAUUUACCUCAACACUAACUGCAUUAUGUUUCUCUGUCCACCACUUAUCUGUGUGUCCAUCUGUCUAUCCACCGCCCUGUAAUUCAUUAUUUCUCCCGUUUCAAUUUGAUGACCUAUUGUUACCUUUCUACGAAGCCGCCUGCUUUGUGGUCAGGGUCCUCAAGCUUUCUACAUUAUCAAUGUUGUUCUGUCACUUAUUGUUAGACGGGAAUUGAAAUGCUUUCAUCUGUAACUUUGUCAUUACUUAAGUUCUCUGUGUUAUUGAGUCUUUUUAUCCCUCAAAGCAAAAAAAAAAGUGUUCAUAUCAUUGAAACCACAAAAACCAAAACACAGGCAGUAUCCCUCCUCUCAGCAGUGAGUCAUGUCACUGUUUUGUGUGAAUGAACUGAAAAACAUAAGUGUGUGUGUAUGAGUGUGUGUUGAGUGAGUGGGUAUGUGUGGGCAGGUGGGUGUGCGUGUACAGUAUGUGCACACGCUCAAGAUCUGUCAUUUCUCUUUGUAAGUGCUAUGCAAGUACAAAAGAAAAGCAAAGCAUUUUGACUUCUUUUGUUUCCUGGAAGAGUAAUUCUAUUUUUUCAGAUCAGGGCAUUGACAGGGUUUUGAUUUUGUAUCCUAAAGUGGUUUAAGAGAGGUUUAACAUUUUUUGGUUCUGGUGGGAUGUGUGGGAAUUCUUCAUCUGGAUCGGAAGGAUUGGAUCACCGACCAAGGAAGCUAACUAUUGGAGAAAAAAAAGCACAUGUGGGAGAACAAAACAAAGUAUGGUGCAAUGGUUACAAAACAAAUUGUGAUUACCAUCAUGAACUCGUGCCCUGCAGGUCUUUGCCCGUGAGGAAGUAUCUGAACACGACUAGUUCAGAACUUUGGAUCCCUGAACACUGCAGGACAAUUUUUCUUUCCUCGAAUCUUGUUACAGAGACUGGCUAGCUGUAGACUACAGUGUUUAUUCGUCCAGAUUUCUUGAGUAUCUGUUGGAUCUUUGGCCAUAGCUCUGGAUAAUUUAUGCCGGAGCUGGACUGGAUUCCUCCUCACUCCCAUCAAAGAGAAAAAUUUAGCCUUUGUUCAAGAAGUCAAGACAUUUUUAUGGGAAAAAAACAAAAUGGAUUCAGUGACAUUAUUUUAUCUCUGUAAAGUACCAAUUGUAAA
This is a messenger RNA of Epinephelus fuscoguttatus (brown-marbled grouper), 6309 nucleotides long. It is a transcript of the gene unc5b, whose product is annotated as unc-5 netrin receptor B. Gene Ontology annotation, biological process: anterior/posterior axon guidance; netrin-activated signaling pathway. Gene Ontology annotation, cellular component: membrane. The transcript has 17 exons. Gene Ontology annotation, molecular function: protein binding; netrin receptor activity. The record is from RefSeq and is a predicted model, not a curated record. Lineage: Eukaryota; Metazoa; Chordata; Actinopteri; Perciformes; Serranidae. The coding region runs from base 837 to 3677 and encodes 946 amino acids.